Elaeis guineensis (African oil palm) is the source of this 2247-nucleotide messenger RNA. Its product is annotated as casein kinase 1-like protein 2. Lineage: Eukaryota; Viridiplantae; Streptophyta; Magnoliopsida; Arecales; Arecaceae. The record is from RefSeq and is a predicted model, not a curated record. Gene Ontology annotation, biological process: protein phosphorylation. Gene Ontology annotation, molecular function: protein kinase activity; ATP binding.
AACAAAUUAAAAGCAAAGAAAGCCGAAAGAGAAAGGGAAAGCGGUGAGCGAAAGCGAGCUCGAGGCUCGAGGCCUAGGUGAGGGCGAGCGAGGGAAAAGAGCUCUUAUCAUAUCUUGGGCUGUCGAUUGGAUCGAAGCGUGACCCAGCAUGAUAUCAUGACCUCUUCUUCCCAUUAUAUCUUCCUCCUCCUCAUCCUCCCUCUCUUGCCCCCCAACUUUCUCUUUUGCAACCAUUUCAUUAGAAUCAAACCCUAGAAAAAAAUCCCUCCUUUUUUGUUUUCUGUAGACACUAGUUUAUUAAUCGAUCUUUAUUUAUCUGUGAUCGAUUAUCUGGAGCAAUGGGCGGCGAUCUGAGCUCUUGCUCCCAAGCAAUUCGUUUCUUUGUGUAUUCUUUUGGUCGGGGGUGAGCUGUAAGGCUUUAUCAGAUCGGCGAAGGGUUCGUUGUUUGUAGUUUUGCCGUGAUGGAGCCUCGCGUGGGGAACAAGUUCCGGCUCGGUCGCAAGAUUGGGAGUGGCUCCUUUGGGGAGAUCUAUUUAGGUACUAAUAUCCAAACAAAUGAAGAAGUCGCCAUUAAGCUUGAAAAUGUCAAGACAAAGCAUCCGCAGCUGCUAUAUGAAUCAAAACUGUACAGAAUUUUACAAGGAGGAACUGGCAUUCCAAAUGUGCGAUGGUUUGGUGUGGAAGGUGACUAUAAUGUUCUUGUCAUGGAUUUAUUAGGACCAAGCCUUGAAGAUCUUUUUAACUUCUGUAGCAGGAAGCUUUCUUUGAAGUCUGUGCUUAUGCUGGCAGAUCAGAUGAUAAACCGAGUAGAAUUUGUUCAUGCUAAAUAUUUUCUUCAUCGAGAUAUUAAACCGGAUAAUUUUCUGAUGGGUUUGGGAAGGCGAGCAAAUCAGGUGUAUAUUAUUGACUUCGGUCUUGCCAAGAAGUAUAGAGACACUUCAACUCACCAACACAUCCCAUAUAGAGAGAAUAAGAAUUUGACUGGGACAGCAAGAUAUGCAAGCAUGAAUACACAUCUUGGCAUUGAGCAAAGCAGGAGGGAUGAUUUGGAGUCUCUUGGAUAUGUUCUCAUGUAUUUCUUAAGGGGAAGUCUUCCAUGGCAAGGUCUCAAAGCAGGAACCAAGAAACAGAAGUAUGAGAAAAUUAGUGAAAAAAAAGUUUCCACAUCCAUUGAGGCCUUGUGUCGGGGUUAUCCUUCAGAAUUUGCAUCAUACUUCCACUACUGUCGUUCACUACGUUUUGAUGAUAAGCCAGAUUAUGCCUAUCUUAAGAGAAUUUUUCGUGAUCUUUUUAUUCGUGAAGGUUUUCAAUUUGAUUAUGUGUUCGACUGGACCAUUUUGAAAUAUCAACAAUCACAGAUUGCAAGUGCUCCUCCACGAGCUCUUGGACCUGGUGCUGGACCUAGUUCAGGGUUGGCCCCAGCCAUUGCCAAUGCUGAUAGGCAAUCAGGUGGUGAGGAAGGAAGAACAAGUGGUUGGUCAGCAAUGGAUCCUUCUCGUCGGCGAAUUCCAGCACCUGCUAUAAAUGCCAGUAGCUUAUCGAAACAAAAGAAUUCAGAAGGAAAUGAUCCGGGUGUUACCAAGGAAACUAUGUUAUCCAGUUCAACUUUUUUGGGCUGGUCAAACGGAUCAUCAAGGCGAGCUGCUGUUUCUAGCAAUGCAGAUGCAAUAAUAGGCAGCGAGGCAGAAAUGUUGCGCCCUCGCACCAGAGAAGCUAGCCCUGGAACUUUCCACAAAGUUUCAAGUGCUCAGAGAAGUUCCCCAGUCACAUCAGCAGAGCAGAGGCGCACUUCUUCUGGCAGCUUCAGCACAGACGAUCUUUUUUGGUACAUAGCACAGACGAUCUUCAUGGCUGGAUUUUCAUCUUCAGAUGCUUUCCAGCAGUAAUUACAGUGCCUCGCAAACCAGAACCAGGUGCAAAAAUAUCCACUUUGCCUGUGGUAUCUUUCUAGGCCCUGAACUUGAGCAAAAAUCAAUUGUGAUGAGCAUAGUGGCAACAAAACAAUGCAAGCAGAUAUGAGACUAAGCUGACAGAAGGGUGAUAGCUAAACUGAAGUAGAACACCAUGAAGCCAGAAGAUAAAAAUGGUCAGACAUAGGAGAAAUGGGGGACGCAAAAAACAUAUUACAAAGAUUUAAUUUUAUUUAUUCCUAGAAGUGGUAUUAUUCAACCACAGGUAAAUAUCUUUGGUUGCUGCAAAAUUAAGUAAUAGGGGCCCACUUUACAUUUCACGGUAGUGGAAGUGGGU